AUGAGAUUUUGGUCUCAAAAUCUUUUUCAAGUCAUGAAGCUAUUUGCUCCUGGAGAGCUAAUUAUCUCAUUUGAUAACAGCGUUGUUAUGGAUGAUAGUGUAAUUGAUGACAACGAUGACUAUGAAGAGAAAAUAGAAAGAUUGUUAACUUUUGAUAAGAAUGGGCAAGUGAACGGAGUAUCUUUUCCCGAUAAAUUAAUAAUGAUUGCAAAUCAUCAGAUUUAUGCGGACUGGAUUUAUAUCUGGUUUUUAGCUUAUUUAUCAAAAGCACAUGGUGCUUUAAAGAUUAUGCUUAAACAUAGUUUAAGUCAGAUCCCUAUUUAUGGCAUGCGUAGACUUGAACAUGAUAAAGAUAAUAUUGUUAAUAAUCUUUUAAAGACUAAGGAGAGAGAUAGACCUAUGUGGCUUGUAUUAUUUCCAGAAGGCACAGUUAUUUCUGACAAUACACGUGAAAAGUCAAAAAAUUAUGCAGCUAGACUUAACAUGGAAGAUUUCAAAUAUUCUCUUUUACCUAGAACAACUGGAUUAUUACUUUGUAAGGAAACAUUAGGUAAUAGCGUAAAAUGGUUAUAUGAUCUUACAAUUGCAUAUCCUGGUAUUGAAACUGGCAAGAAUCCUGAAGAUGUGAUGACAGUAAAACGUAUUUUCUGUGAAGGAAAUGGGCCUCAUAAAAUCCAUAUCUUUGUACGUCGUUAUCGCCUUGAUUUGCUACCCAAAGAGACUGAAGAAUUUUCACAAUGGCUAUUACAGUUAUGGGCAGAGAAAGAUAAAAGACUCAUCUACUUUAAUAAUUAUGGUAAAUUACCUGAAGAGGAAGAUAAACUAAUCAAGACUGUGGCGGUACCUAUCAAGUUAAAACAUACAUUUAGAGAAUGUUAUGCUUAUUUGAUUUAUUUAAUCUUUUACAUCCCCAUUUUUUAUCUUCUUUCUUUGAUUAUUCAUUACAUCUAUAUAACUUUAAUUUAA
This is a messenger RNA of Cokeromyces recurvatus, 966 nucleotides long. RefSeq lists its product as uncharacterized. Gene Ontology annotation, molecular function: acyltransferase activity. The transcript has 5 exons. The record is from RefSeq and is a predicted model, not a curated record. Bases 1 to 966 code for a protein of 321 amino acids. Lineage: Eukaryota; Fungi; Mucoromycota; Mucoromycetes; Mucorales; Mucoraceae. Gene Ontology annotation, cellular component: endomembrane system.